Messenger RNA from Linepithema humile (Argentine ant), 1352 nucleotides. NCBI's taxonomy places the organism in Eukaryota, Metazoa, Arthropoda, Insecta, Hymenoptera, Formicidae. The record is from RefSeq and is a predicted model, not a curated record.
AUGAUCAAGGAUGUGCGCAAAUAGGUUGUCACUUAGUGUUCAUUUUAUCAAGCCGUAUAUCAAGCCGCCGCUAUCGCGAGCAGCGGCAAUUAAAAGAUUUCUAUACGCGAAAUUUCAGAAAUAGACGCGAGAAACAAAAACUACGGACGGAAGCCGCGCGAUAGAACGCGUCGAUCGAUCGAUUAUCGUCCUCGAAUCGUACCUGCGGCACGCUCGAGUGAAAAACACGAGGUGCUGAUGCGGACGAAACAGUACUCGCGCGCGCCUUUUCCCGACGAGGUCGAAGUAGACGCGUAGUGCCCGUGUGUUCACAGGUAGUGCAAAAAUGGCGCGAUACGCCGAAGACGUGUACUACGAAACUGCUGUUAAAUUGGCGCGCGAGGCUGCCCAGAUUAUUCGGAACUCCAUCGAUGGCCUCAAACAUAUCGAUGAGAAAUUGGGCGACUGGGAUCUCGUCACUGAAUACGAUCGGAAGAUAGAAGAUGUUAUCAUUGGCAAACUUAGACGCGCGUUUCCGGAUCACAAAUUUAUCGCGGAGGAGUCGACUGGUAAAGAGCUGCCGGAGCUAACCGACGCUCCGACGUGGAUCAUAGAUCCUAUCGACGGCACCACAAACUUCAUCCAUGGAUUUCCGCACACAUGUGUGGUUAUCGGCUUGGCCGUGAAAAAGGAGAUGGUCCUCGGCAUCGUGUACAAUCCUAUUCUCGAGCAGCUGUUCACGGCUAGGAAAGGACGAGGCGCGUUUUUGAACGGGAAGCCGAUCCAGGUGUCCAAAGUUCAAGGCGAACCGAUCGACAUCAUGAAACCACGAGCGAUAGCCGCGUGCAAUGAUAAGAUCGCCCACGAUGUCGUUAGAAUUAUUCGUGAAGCCGAUGAACGGGUGGAGAUGAGAACAAAAUAAUAGUGUCAAGUGAUUUUUAAAUAUUAAAUUAUACCAUAUUUAAAAUUGCUGUUUUGUAGAUCGAAAGAAGAACGUUGCAUUUUCAAAAAUAAAAAUAAUAUAACACGAGCAAAAAUAUAUUUUAUAUCAACUUCAUCGAUCGAAUAUCGAUAACCCAAAAGAAAAGUUUACCGCAGUAUAAGUCGUCCGUAAGUUUCAUUCUCCUCUUCGGAGAAUGUCACCAGUUUCGUAUUUAAAUAGAAAUAUGUUGACAGCCAGAUGUUUGUUCGAUAACACGCCAAGUCGAGUUCUCAUCUUAAACAUCGUUCCGAUAACGUGAGAUUGCACGUAUAAUGUAAAUACUGCGUGUAAAUAGCAGUAAAUCCAUCUGAACUCAGCAAAUAAUAAAUUUCCUCGAUCAAAAAUUUUUUUUAAACAGUUGACACAUUGUCUUGUUGCCAACAGUCGACUU